Tetrapisispora phaffii CBS 4417 is the source of this 969-nucleotide messenger RNA. RefSeq lists its product as uncharacterized. The record is from RefSeq and is a predicted model, not a curated record. NCBI's taxonomy places the organism in Eukaryota, Fungi, Ascomycota, Saccharomycetes, Saccharomycetales, Saccharomycetaceae. Gene Ontology annotation, cellular component: cytoplasm. The coding region runs from base 1 to 969 and encodes 322 amino acids. The transcript has a single exon.
AUGGGCUCAGCGGUUUCAAAACCCAAUUUGACAGAUUUCGAACAGGCCAUCCAUAGUAAAGAAGAAAAACGAAGAUAUAGAAUCAAUGCUCUCAAUCAAGUAGUUAGUGCCGUCGGUUCAAAAUUAGAGAGAGAUGACCGACUCAAAGGUGAAGGUGACAGGAAAUAUUUCCUAGAUCUUGAGAAUUUCAGCGAUAAUGAAAUAGCACAAGCGAAGAACUUAAUCGCAAAAAUUGAUGAAACAAUCGAUGGUGGAUUUUUAGCCCCUACUGAUCAUUAUUAUCAUAAGAAUUUAGAUUUCGACACGUUUACGCUUCGAACGUUGAUCAAAGAACGAAAAUUACAACCUUUUUACAAACCUAUAUCGUCAACAGAGAUGGAGAAAUAUAGAAAUAACGGGAUAGGAUUGAUAAACCAUAUCAAGAACUUGCCACCCAACAACAUUCCAAUUGAAUCAAAGAAACUCAAAGCGGACAAUAACUGUUAUUCACCAAUACAAGAACAAAUCGACAAAUGGGAAAGUAUCGAAAACGAUCUAUAUUUCAAAGCAUUGAAUUCUGCUGAAAGUGAAUAUUCAGAUUAUUUACCAAACGACCGACUACUAACAUUACUACAUACGGAUUCAAUUCUUUGCAGUAACUGUGACAGAUAUUUCGCCUCUAAUAUAAACCGUUCUUGGUGUUGUAAGAAACCAAUUUGUAGUGGUUGUUUACUCAACAUUCAAAAAUUAAAACCAACAGACGCGUGCAUCAGUUGUCCAUUUUGUCGAAAAUGCAAUUUGACUGUAUACUAUGAACCAUUCAAUAACAUACGAACAAGUAGUUUCUCAUCACCAAAAUCAAAAGAGUCAAAUAGUCUACCUUCAAAAUUCAAAAUCUUGAUAAAUAAUUUAAAAUAUGGUUAUAAAAUAGAAACUGUGGAAGUUAGUAUAUUUCGACCAUCAAUUGCAAACAACAAAAUUCUACAAUGA